AAACAGACGUACAUUUCCCAGGCUGGUUACGUGCACGGUGACCUGGCCGCCCGGAACGUGCUGGUAGGAGAGAACCUGGUGGUGAAGAUCGCAGACUUCGGCCUGACGACAGACAUCUACGAGCGAGGCUACCAGCGGCAGGACGCGGAGCAGAAGAUCCCCCUGAGGUGGAUGGCACCGGAAAGGCUGAUGCGAGAGGGCCGGUACACCAGCAAGAGUGACGUUUGGUCCUUCGGAGUGGUGCUGUACGAGAUCGCUACGCUAGGGAACGUGCCCUAUCCGGGUCGGGAACGCACGCUCCUGGAGGAACUCCGCACAGGGUACCGCGAACCACGCCCGCCUGGCCUCAAACAAGAGCUGUACGACAUGAUGCUGCGGUGCUGGCAAUGGGAGGAAGACGAUCGCCCAGAGUUUGAGGAUCUUUACGAGGAGCUGGACGCCGUGGUAGAAUCCAUGGCCGAGGGGUAUGUAAAACCCGGUUCCGGCUCCCCAGUGGGGGGUCCGAAUGAGGCAGCAGAAGCUCUUGAAACCUCGUACGACGUCCCAAAGUCGGGCCGGAUGGGGACGCAACUCCACGUCACUGCAGACGUCUACAUCAGCGAAGAUCGUGAUGAAGUCGACUCACUCGCGUCCUCAAGUGCAGAAUCCAGUUCCGUACUAAUAGAGAAGGAUGUGGACUCUGAUAAUGAUGUCCAAGUUAACAACUGCAAGGCCACGCAGCAAGACACCCUCUUAGAAAGUGAAGAUCACGACCAUUAACAAGUGGAAUCCUCCCAGGCCACCGGGUGCAGUAAUUUUGGAUACCAAUAUCGAACAGUUCCGCCGACUCCGAGGUGCCAGUGACAACGAAUGCACAGAAAAAUGAAACCCCGACUAUAAUUGAGCACAACUUCGGUGAUGCUGAAGAAGAAAAGCUGAAGCCUCCAACAACAAGUACAUAUGGUAGUAGGAACUGUUACUGUCCUUUAGGUUGUGGCAGGGCGGGGGCCAAUGUACUAGAGAGCUUUACACGCUUUAUCUAGUAGUAGAGUUUGAAUUUUCCUAUGAGUAUUGUUUGGCUUUGAAUUUUCCUAUGAAUAUUGGUUACCUGGAUGCCCAACCUUCAUCAAAAUAUCUGCAGGUUGUAUUACUGUUUUGUGAAUGCAUUUAUGAACACGGAAAAUGAAUCUCUCAU
Branchiostoma belcheri (Belcher's lancelet) is the source of this 1174-nucleotide messenger RNA. RefSeq names its product tyrosine-protein kinase SRK3-like. The transcript is spliced from 3 exons. The record is from RefSeq and is a predicted model, not a curated record. Lineage: Eukaryota; Metazoa; Chordata; Leptocardii; Amphioxiformes; Branchiostomatidae. Gene Ontology annotation, cellular component: signaling receptor complex. Gene Ontology annotation, biological process: multicellular organism development; protein phosphorylation; cell surface receptor protein tyrosine kinase signaling pathway. Gene Ontology annotation, molecular function: transmembrane receptor protein tyrosine kinase activity; ATP binding. The annotation marks the transcript as partial.